CGCGGAUAAUUUUUCAUAAAAAAGAAACAACCAAAAGUUAAGCCCGGGAGUCUGGGGCCAUACAUCACCAAUUCACCAUGAACUCAAAUUCAUGGUAAACAUUGCCCGUCAUCGUUCGGUGGCGCACUAAUUCGCAGCCGUCAUUUUUCCCGCUCCACCUCCUCACCUCACAUCACCGAGGAGGAGAGAGAGUUACGGCGGCGAAAAAAAUGACCACAACCACAACAAUAAAAACAAGAGAGAAGUUCUCGGCAGAUUGGGUAAUGGGAGGCACAGCGGCGGUGGUGGCAAAGACAGCGGCAUCACCAAUUGAAAGAGUUAAGCUGCUGUUACAAAACCAAGGCGAAUUGGUAAAGCAAGGCCGUCUUCAAACUCCUUAUCUCGGUAUUUCCGAUUGCUUUAAAAGGGUUCUCCGUGAAGAAGGUGUUCUCGCUUUGUGGAGGGGUAAUCAAGCCAAUGUCAUCCGCUACUUUCCUACCCAGGCUUUCAAUUUUGCAUUCAGAGGGUAUUUCAAGAGUCUUUUUGGACGUUCUAAGGAAAGAGAUGGCUACAUCAGAUGGUUUGCUGGAAAUGUGGCUUCUGGAAGUGCUGCUGGAGCAACAACUUCAGUCUUUCUCUAUCAUCUGGAUUAUGCACGUACACGGCUUGCUACUGAUGCACUGGGGACUUCUAUGAAUGGACAACGGCGGUUUAAAGGAUUGGUUGAUGUUUACCGUAAAACAUUGUCAACCGAUGGAAUUGGAGGGCUUUAUCGAGGAUUUGGAGUAUCAAUUUUUGGAAUUACCCUUUAUCGGGGUUUGUACUUUGGGAUAUAUGACACUUUGAAGCCCCUUGUUUUGAUCGGGCCGCUGGAGGAUAAUUUCUUUGCUAGCUUUUUCUUAGGUUGGGGAGUGACAACUACAUCUGGAAUCUGUGCCUACCCAUUUGACACCGUGCGACGGAGGAUGAUGCUUACAUCUGGGGAGUCUGUAAGGUAUCAUAAUGCAUUCCAUGCAUUACGUGAGAUUAUUCGUCACGAAGGAUUUUAUGCUCUGUUCCGGGGUGUCAGUGCAAACAUCCUUUUGGGUAUGGCAGGGGCUGGUGUGUUAGCAGGCUAUGAUAAGUUGCACCGUAUUGCUCAUGGACAUGGCUAUAGGUUUGAGCCCUGCCAAAAAAUGUGAAAUGAAGUGUACAGAAUUCUUAUUCCUGUACAGCUCCAAAAUUAUUUUUUGUAUCCCAGUUGAUUAUUCAUAAAGGGGUUUAAACUACAUGGAAGGAAAAUCAAAGCAAAAAGUGUAGAAAAUGUUAGUCUCAUACUCAUUGAAUAUUCUUUAUUGAUGCCUUCCACAAAUGUUUGUUCAUGAUCCCUUUACUUAAAGGCCUUCCCAAUUGUAUCAUUUGUAUAGUUUCACCAGAUUAUAUCAAUGGAAUUUCCUCUCAUUUAUCCUUA
Spinacia oleracea (spinach) is the source of this 1429-nucleotide messenger RNA. Its product is annotated as ADP,ATP carrier protein ER-ANT1. The transcript has 3 exons. Gene Ontology annotation, cellular component: mitochondrial inner membrane. The record is from RefSeq and is a predicted model, not a curated record. The coding region runs from base 210 to 1160 and encodes 316 amino acids. Gene Ontology annotation, biological process: mitochondrial ADP transmembrane transport; mitochondrial ATP transmembrane transport. Lineage: Eukaryota; Viridiplantae; Streptophyta; Magnoliopsida; Caryophyllales; Amaranthaceae. Gene Ontology annotation, molecular function: ATP:ADP antiporter activity.